ACCUGAAUCGCCGCCCGUAGCUAGCGCCAAACGCCGCGAAAUCAGCCGCUUACUUCAGCCUCUCUCCAUAUAUAAACAACAAUCAUCGACGACAUCACUUUUCUCUCUUCAACCGCAAAUCUCCAGUACAAUCAUACAAGAUGGCGGCUCCACAGUCUUUCUACGAGCUAUACCGCCGUAGCAGGUACUGUGCCUUAUUUUGCUACACAAGUACACAAAUAUUUCUACAUUUACUGACAAAGCAUUAAGUAUCGGCAUGGCGCUCACAGAUACCCUUGACGAUCUGAUCAGCGAGAGACGUAUCGAGCCUCAACUCGCAAUGAAAAUAUUGGCAAACUUUGAUAGGAGUAUCACGGAGGUUUUGGCAGAUAAAGUCAAGGCCAGAUUGACGUUCAAGGUAUAUGCGCUCGGGGGCUUGCAGGAAAUAUCAUUCUUCGACAUUGGGGUGCAACAAUGAAAGAACAAUUUAGCUAACUUGAUGGUGAAGGGACAUCUCGAUACAUAUCGUUUCUGCGACGAGGUCUGGACUUUCUUGAUUAAGGAUGUUACUUUCAAGAUGGAGAACUCCAGUCAAUCGGUCACGGCUGAUAAAGUCAAGAUUGUGAGCUGCAACAGCAAGAAACCUGGUGAUCCUCAGUAAAUAAGACGUGGAGGACGAGCAUUCAUGGAACUGCAACAUUUUUGUUGGGGAGUGGGAGGCGGGAAGGCAAUGGCGAUUAAGACGGUGAUUGAGAAUGAUUUCCGGGAUGGUCAACAAUGGUUUUCACAGAUUGGGCUCUUCAAUGACUUUAGAGGAAGGAUAUAUCUGGCGUUCAUUGGUUCCUGUGGCGUUUUUUUGGCAACUUUUCGGAGAAUGAGGAAAGCAUAGCUAUCUCGUUCGUACGUAUCUGCACAUUGUCAAAAUUAUAGACGUCGCAAUUUGAUGCGAUGCUAAUCUAAUAGCAGAAUCUAAUCAGGUCUGUUUACCAAUAUUUUUCAGUGUCAGUAUGCUUGUGUAAAACUCGAUUAGAGAGAGCGAAAUAAGAAAGCCAAAGC
Messenger RNA from Sclerotinia trifoliorum, 1035 nucleotides. Lineage: Eukaryota; Fungi; Ascomycota; Leotiomycetes; Helotiales; Sclerotiniaceae. The record is from the annotation of a GenBank genome assembly.